UUUUUUUUCCUUCUCAUGAAGAAUAAUAAUUCAACCCCUCAAUCAUCUUUCAAGAAAUUCUGCCGGAAACUAUCACCAAAGAGGAAAGAUUCAGGCGGAAAGAUACAACAACACAACAGCAACAAUGGUGAGGACAAGAACAGUGACUUAGAGGCUGUUUUCGAUUACAUGGAUGCAAACAAAGACGGUAGAAUCUCUGCAGAAGAGCUUCAAAAGAGUUUCAUGACAUUGGGAGAGCAAUUGUCUGACGAAGAAGCCGAAGCUGCGGUUAGAUUGUCUGAUACAGACGGAGAUGGGAUGUUGGAUUUUGAGGAAUUUACUCAGCUAAUCAAAGCAGACGAUGAGGAAGAGAAGAAGAUAGAGCUCAAAGAAGCGUUUAAACUGUAUAUUUCAGAAGGUGAAGAGUGUAUUACUCCAAGAAGCUUGAAGAUGAUGCUAAAGAAGCUGGGAGAAUCAAGAACCACUGAUGACUGCAAAGUUAUGAUUAGUGCGUUUGAUCUCAAUGCUGAUGGAGUUUUAAGCUUUGAUGAGUUUGCUCUUAUGAUGCGCUAAGCCUCCAUUGUUGUUGUUGCAGUUCUUCUCUUGUUCUUAAUCUCUUGUUGUAUAUAACUUAAAUAGUUUGUGAAAUGUAAUGCAAUAAACACGAUUGUUAUUUGAUUAAUGAUCCAUAUAUAUGUGAAACUUUGUUAUAUUA
Molecule: messenger RNA, 694 nt
Organism: Arabidopsis lyrata subsp. lyrata
Lineage: Eukaryota; Viridiplantae; Streptophyta; Magnoliopsida; Brassicales; Brassicaceae
Product: calcium-binding protein CML38
Molecular function (GO): calcium ion binding; enzyme regulator activity
Source: RefSeq, a predicted model, not a curated record